UUUGCAUCCCCAAUCCCCCCUCGCGCGCAUCUCGUCGUCGACCCCCGAUCCGAACGGAGCAGGAGGACGAGGAGCAGCGCGCGGCAAUGACGAUGAUGGCGCCGCAGCCGCAUCCCCUGCCGCUGGCGCAGCCGACGCUGGCGGCGGCCGCGGCGUUCGGGGACACCACGCUGACCAAGGUGUUCGUGGGCGGGCUGGCGUGGGAGACCCACAAGGACACGCUCCGCGAGCACUUCGAGCGCUACGGCGACAUCCUCGAGGCCGUCAUCAUCUCCGACAAGCUCACCGGCCGCUCCAAGGGCUACGGCUUCGUGACGUUCAAAGAGGCGGACGCGGCGAAGAAGGCGUGCGAGGAUGCCACCCCCGUCAUCAACGGCCGCCGCGCCAACUGCAACUUGGCCUCCCUCGGCGCCAAGCCGCGGCCCCAGCCGCCGCACCUCCUCCGCCCCUCGCCGCCGGCCACCCCGGCGCCGCACGCGCACGCGCCAGCGCUCCCGUCCCCGCACCAGCCCGCGCCAGCCAUCGCAUUGGGGUCCAGGGGCGUCUCGCCGGUGCCGUGGUACUACCACCCCUCCACGACGCCGCCGCCGGCGGCGGCCGCGCACUACGCCCACGGCGCGCACCAGCAGUACCACGGCGUGCUCCCCUUCUACCCCGCCGCCACCACCUACGGGUACUCGCCGAACUACGUCGCUGACCUGAGCUACAACGCGAAGCUAGGCCAUGCGGCGGCCGCCGGCACGCCCGGGUCCUACCUGCAGGGGCACUUCACGUACCCUGCGGCGGCGCAGGGAGGCAUGGUGGCGCCCAACGGCAUGAUGCCGGUGUACCCGUUCUACCACUACCAGUACCACGGCUCGCAGGGGCUGGGCGUCCCCGCCGCGCACUUCUUCCCGCCGGCCUCCGCGGCCGCCGCCGUCCCGGCCAUCAUCUCCAAGCCCACUGUCAUGGCGCCUCCUCCCAAAGUGGAGCAGGUGACGGGUUGCAGCUGAAGGCGCGCGCACGCGCGCGCGGUGGUGAUGGCUGGCUGGGUGGCGACGGUGAGCGGCGGCGCAAUGGAAGGGGGAAGGAGGCCAAAGGUGCUCUGGUGGGUUUAACAAAGCUGCGCGUGAAGGGGUGUCGUCCGUCUGGUCUGUCGGGGGCCCGAAGCGAAGGCCGUCGCACUGCGUUCGUUCAGUUCCCUCUGUCUCUAACUCUCGUCGUGUGGGGGAGCGCGACCACCGGCAAGGUAGAAACCCAAAAAAGGAACAAAAAAAAAUCUGUAACAAAUGAUUCGAUUCGUCUCUCGUUUACCACCGUAUUUUUCCAAUGGUAAACCCGUUACCAGUGUCUGUAGUAGUCCGACCGCUGCAGGGGGCAGUGAACCUCGAUCAAUAAUAAUGAUGUCGUAAUCUUUCGUCGUCAUCC
Panicum hallii is the source of this 1407-nucleotide messenger RNA. Its product is annotated as probable RNA-binding protein ARP1. The record is from RefSeq and is a predicted model, not a curated record. The transcript is spliced from 6 exons. The coding region runs from base 87 to 992 and encodes 301 amino acids. Gene Ontology annotation, molecular function: RNA binding. NCBI's taxonomy places the organism in Eukaryota, Viridiplantae, Streptophyta, Magnoliopsida, Poales, Poaceae.